AUGCACUCGGUGUUGUGGCACCACACAAAACCCUCCAAAACAAGGCUAACUACCAUGUCGAAGAUUGAAAACUUUCCUAUCCUCAAAAAUGACACCAUUUUGCGCGUCUGCAAGGGCUUGCCCGUACCCUACACUCCGGUAUGGAUAAUGCGCCAAGCCGGUCGCUACCUGCCCGAGUUCCAAGCUGUCAGGAAGGAUCAUGACUUCUUUGAGAUCUGUCGCAUUCCUGAACUAGUCUGCGAAGUCACCCUCCAACCUAUCCGCCGUUUUAGUCUUGACGCGGCCAUUAUAUUUUCCGAUAUUUUGGUCAUUCCACAGGCUCUAGGCAUGGAAGUGGUGAUGGAGCCAGGUGUUGGACCACAGCUAUCCACCCCAUUGAGCGACCCAAAGGAUUUGCUACGUCUAGACUGGUCGGUGGAUAUAAAAUCUCUUUUGCAUUACGUCUACGAGGCGGUGCGACUAACACGACAUAGACUGGAAGGUCGCGUGCCUCUUAUCGGUUUUGCGGGGGCACCCUGGACCCUCAUGACCUACAUGAUCGAGGGUGGGGGCUCCAAGACCUUUGCCAAGUCAAAACGAUGGCUCUAUGUUUACCCCGAGCCCAGUCAUCGUCUUCUUGGACUGCUGACUAGAGCUGUCACUGAUCAUCUGGUUCAACAGGUCCUAGCUGGCGCACAGGUUUUGCAGAUUUUUGAGUCGCAUGCAGGAGUCCUGUCACCGGACCUCUUCACUACCUUUGUACUGCCCUGUCUGCAACAAAUCUAUACAGGCGUACGCAGUUGUCUGCAAAAUCAGCACGACUUCUCUGCGGGCGAAUGUCCACCUAUUAUAAUGUUUGCAAUGGGUGGACACUAUGCCCUUAAGGAAAUUGCGUCUGCGGGCUUUGAGGUGGUCGGCUUGGACUGGACCAUCAAUCCGAGGUGGGCGCGGCAGACCAUUGGUCCACUGGUUACACUUCAGGCCGAAUUCGGGCGAGAUAAGAAAGCCCGUGCAAUUCAAUAUACAUUUAAAAAGAGUCAUUCUAUUUCGUAA
Molecule: messenger RNA, 1032 nt
Organism: Echinococcus granulosus
Lineage: Eukaryota; Metazoa; Platyhelminthes; Cestoda; Cyclophyllidea; Taeniidae
Product: Uroporphyrinogen decarboxylase
Exons: 5
Coding region: 1-1032 (343 amino acids)
Biological process (GO): heme biosynthetic process
Cellular component (GO): cytosol
Molecular function (GO): uroporphyrinogen decarboxylase activity
Source: RefSeq, a predicted model, not a curated record